Ambispora gerdemannii is the source of this 1950-nucleotide messenger RNA. NCBI's taxonomy places the organism in Eukaryota, Fungi, Glomeromycota, Glomeromycetes, Archaeosporales, Ambisporaceae. The record is from the annotation of a GenBank genome assembly.
AUGACUACGCCUAAUGAAAACGAUGAGGCACGAAAUAACCCUGCCUUUUCCCCUGUCCAUGCUCUAAAACAGAUUCUUGAAUAUUUCAAUCGCGUGCCUUCCAAAUGGAAUAUUUUAAACUUCUUAGAUGAAGGUGAUCCGGAACAAUUUGAUCAGAAGAUAGGGCUAUACCUUAAAUCUCUGGAAAAAAUCUCUAAUAAAGAAAAAGGCGAAAGACAACAAAAAGCACUUAUCCUGCUCGAAAAAUACAGAAUGGCAAGUGUUGCCUGGUGUUCAAGGCUAGAAGCUGACCUAACAUUGGCCCCACAGGGCGCGGGCAAUCUAGAAGGUUGGCCGAGUUUAAGGCUAAAAGCUGAACAUGGUGCCCGACCUGAUUAUCAUUUGGCGAGAAAAUGGAAAAGUGAGCAUGAAUCAACUAGUCCCAUUGGUGGACCUUCAGUUCACCUUCAUAAUCCAACAUUUACGGGAAAUCCUUUGGUGGGAAAUUCUGGAAGCAUUAAUGGUGGGACUUUUAAAUUAUCCGUAGAAAGUGUGCCAAAAAGGAAAAAGAACAAUGAUCAUGAAAAGGGCGAUGAUAAAGUUCCAAAACGAACAAAAACUAUUGAUAAAGCAGAAAAUAUAGAUGAUAUUAGGACAGAUUCAGAAUAUGAUGAGGCAGAUUUAAACUACGACGACGAUUUAGAAUAUGAUGAUGAUGGUGUAGACUAUAGUAACUACGAUAUCGAUCCAAAUAUUGAGUUAUCAGAGAAACAGAUACCAGUCCAAAGUCACUUAAAGUACCCCAAUAAAGACAGUCCAGACAACAUUUGGAAAUUGCCUUCUGGCAAAUCUAUUGAUAAAAUAAUUCAUGGCCCUAAAAAUCUGCACAAAUCGCACCCGUCAUGUCUAGGUAUUAUACGCAUUGGAUCAAAAAUCAGGAAGCCGGAAUGGAUUAAGCAAGAGGAUUGGGAUUAUUUAAAUUCAAGUGUUGAAUAUCCGCAUUAUAAUUUAUCAACUGAAGUUGAAGAUCUAUUCAGUGUACUAUUAGAAACUAAUUCAUUAAAUGAGUAUAAAAAUUGUCUUUAUAAUGUCACAUUUGACCGUGAGAAAAAUAUAGGAAUGACAUUUGUAACCGAUGUCUUAUUAUGGUUUGCAAAAAACAUAUUCAACACUACAUCGGCUUUCCAUAGUAUAAAUAAGAAUGAAGCAUUGUUGGGAUCGCUUAUGAUUCAUCCAGUACUACAAUACCUUGUGAAUUCAACCAAUCACAUUAUAUACGUGCCAGGUGAGAUUUAUCUUAAAGCUAGUGCAAAGCAGCGAUUAUUACGACGUAAACUCAAACCUGAUGAUGAACCCUUGGGCAUGAAAGUUGAUGGGCUAGAAAUUGGCAUGGUUGAAUUAUCCGGUGGAUACUUAACCAAGGAUACACCUCGUUAUUUAAAGGAUCACAUAAAGGGAAAUUGGGGAUGCCGUGAUCUCCUUAAUGAAAUAAUUACAAAAUACAAUCAUGGUGACUAUAAAAUUCUGAGACGUUUACGUGUUUGGUUUUUCCAUAUACAUGGUCUUGAAGUACAAAUAUGGGGCAUGGAUUUGCCCGUUGCAAAAACUUACCGAAUGUUUCUUAUUGGUGCCUUUUAUCUUCCAAUCAGUUGGGAUAACCAUUAUGAACUGGUUCACGCGUUAAGGGUUUUGCGAAAUCUUAGGAGAGGUUUAGAUGAUUUUCUUGAGGUACUCGAGGAACUCAAAAAAUCACAUCGCCGAAAUACAAUUAUACGCUUUCAAUCUUCAACACUAAAAAGAUAUAUAGGUGAUGCUAAGAGUUCACCGCAAAAACCUACGGGAAAAAAAAUCACGACAUUCUGGCCCUCGCCAAUUGCUAUUACUAAUGAAUGGGAAGCAUCUACAAAAGAUAUUUCACCACUAACCGAAAGCCAUUCUCCAGAAAUAGAACAUAAGCUCGACCCAAUCUGA